Molecule: messenger RNA, 2123 nt
Organism: Anopheles coustani
Lineage: Eukaryota; Metazoa; Arthropoda; Insecta; Diptera; Culicidae
Product: heat shock protein 70 B2
Exons: 2
Coding region: 25-1944 (639 amino acids)
Biological process (GO): cellular response to unfolded protein; protein refolding
Cellular component (GO): cytoplasm
Molecular function (GO): heat shock protein binding; ATP-dependent protein folding chaperone; ATP hydrolysis activity
Source: RefSeq, a predicted model, not a curated record
CGCUACGGUGAAACAACUAACAAAAUGCCUUCUGCAAUCGGAAUUGACCUGGGCACCACGUACUCGUGCGUCGGUGUGUUCCAGCAUGGAAAGGUAGAAAUCAUCGCCAACGACCAGGGCAACCGUACGACCCCGAGCUAUGUUGCCUUCUCGGACACAGAGCGGCUCAUCGGCGACGCGGCCAAGAACCAGGUGGCCAUGAACCCCACAAACACAGUGUUCGACGCUAAGCGAUUGAUUGGACGCAAGUAUGACGACCCCAAGAUUCAGGCCGAUCUGAAGCACUGGCCGUUCACGGUGGUCAACGAUUGCGGCAAACCAAAGAUUCAGGUGGAGUUCAAAGGCGAACGUAAGACAUUCGCCCCGGAAGAGAUCAGCUCGAUGGUGCUUACCAAGAUGAAGGAAACGGCCGAAGCAUACCUGGGCCAGUCGGUGAAGAACGCGGUCAUCACUGUUCCAGCGUACUUUAACGACAGUCAACGCCAGGCCACGAAGGACGCCGGAGCCAUCGCAGGUCUGAAUGUGAUGCGAAUCAUCAACGAACCGACGGCCGCCGCCUUGGCGUACGGUUUGGACAAGAAUCUUAAGGGAGAGCGCAACGUGUUAAUCUUCGACCUGGGCGGAGGAACGUUCGACGUGUCCAUCCUGACCAUUGACGAGGGAUCGCUGUUCGAGGUGCGCGCCACUGCUGGAGAUACUCAUCUGGGCGGCGAAGACUUCGACAACCGGAUGGUGGCCCACUUCGUCGAAGAGUUCAAGCGGAAGCACAAGAAGGACCUAUCGAGGAACGCCAGGGCCCUUCGUCGCCUGAGAACGGCCUGCGAGCGAGCCAAGCGCACCCUGUCUUCCAGCACGGAGGCCACGAUUGAGAUUGACGCCCUGAUGGAUGGAAUCGACUAUUACACCAAGAUCAGCCGUGCGCGCUUCGAGGAACUGUGCUCGGAUCUGUUCCGUUCAACUUUGCAACCGGUGGAGAAAGCCCUUUCGGACGCCAAGAUGGACAAGAGCUCCAUCCACGAUAUCGUCCUGGUCGGUGGUUCGACCCGCAUCCCGAAGGUGCAAUCGUUGUUGCAGAACUUCUUCUGUGGCAAGUCGUUGAACCUGUCCAUCAAUCCCGACGAGGCGGUGGCUUAUGGUGCAGCGGUGCAGGCGGCCAUUCUGAGUGGGGACAAGGAUGAGAAGAUCCAGGAUGUGCUGUUGGUGGAUGUGGCUCCGCUGUCGCUGGGAAUCGAAACGGCCGGAGGCGUUAUGACGAAGUUGAUCGAACGCAACUCACGCAUUCCCUGCAAGCAGACGCAGACCUUCUCCACCUACGCGGACAAUCAGCCGGGAGUGUCGAUCCAGGUGUUCGAGGGCGAACGAGCGAUGACGAAGGACAACAACCUGCUGGGUCAGUUCGAUCUGUCCGGCAUUCCACCAGCGCCACGUGGAGUACCGCAGAUUGAAGUGACUUUUGACUUGGACGCCAACGGCAUCCUGAACGUGUCGGCGAAGGAAAAGAGCACCGGCAAGGAGAAAACGAUCACGAUCAAGAACGACAAGGGUCGACUGUCGCAGGCCGACAUCGAUCGCAUGCUGGCCGAGGCGGAGAAGUUCCGCGAGGAGGACGAAAAGCAACGAGAGCGUGUCGCUGCCCGCAACCAGCUUGAGGCGUACUGCUUCAAUCUGAAACAAUCGCUGGAAUCGGCCGGAUCGAAGCUAAGCGAAAGCGACCGCAAAACCGUGCAGGACCGGUGCGACGAGACGCUGCGUUGGAUCGACGGCAACACCAUGGCCGAGAAGGAGGAGUUCGAGCACAAGAUGCAGGAGUUGACGCGCGCCUGCAGUCCUAUCAUGACGAAGCUACACCAACAGUCGGGUGCUGGGCCGGCACCGAGCAGUUGUGGCCAACAGGCAGGAGGCUUCGGUGGACGCUCUGGACCCACGGUUGAGGAGGUGGAUUAAAAAGUACUGCAAUUACACUGACUGAUAGCUGUGUACAGAUCUGUAUUAUUUAGUGGUAGGAAGAAUCGUAUUUAAGUGUAUAAAGGCUUUCGUUAAUCCCAAAGUAGAUGUAAUUGUCAUGUUUCCUGAUGCAUGUGAUACUGUAGCAUUUUUCUUUGUUAAGAACAUGGUGAAUAAAA